Molecule: messenger RNA, 519 nt
Organism: Chanos chanos (milkfish)
Lineage: Eukaryota; Metazoa; Chordata; Actinopteri; Gonorynchiformes; Chanidae
Product: DELTA-thalatoxin-Avl1a-like
Exons: 2
Coding region: 1-519 (172 amino acids)
Biological process (GO): monoatomic cation transport; cytolysis in another organism; pore complex assembly
Cellular component (GO): pore complex
Molecular function (GO): channel activity
Source: RefSeq, a predicted model, not a curated record
AUGAACUUGCAGGCUGAAAAUGUCGCAGCUACCAUGACGACUUCCCGUAGCUGCACAAUAGAGAUACAAAAUCACAAUGAAACUUACUGGCUCACCAACCCAAAGUGGCACAUGAUCAGUGGUCAAAUCCACUACCCUCCCCAACCUACAAUACAGUCAACCAAAACAGGCAUGUGCACCUUUACCAAGACAGAAAUGGGUUUGAGGGGAGCAGUUGGCGUGCUGACAUAUGAGCUGUCCCGAGUAGAAGAUGAGAAGUGUGAAAAACAGGUAGCCAUCAUGUUCUCCAUUCCAUUCGACUACAACCUCUAUGUCAACGAGAUGGCCGUGGGUGUCUUCAACAAUGACAGGGUGUGUAAUGAGCUCUUGUACAAGCAAAUGUAUGAAGAUCAAGAAAACAAAAACUUCAAACGCACCAAAGCCAAGGAGUCUGGAUUGAAUCUAAAAGCUGAUAUAGUGAACGUCCGGGCCACCAUGAGCAGUGGGGGAAAAGCUCUGAUCAAGAUGGAGAUCUAUUAA